Messenger RNA from Aspergillus clavatus NRRL 1, 342 nucleotides. RefSeq names its product mitochondrial 37S ribosomal protein uS14m. Gene Ontology annotation, cellular component: ribosome; mitochondrial small ribosomal subunit. Bases 1 to 342 code for a protein of 113 amino acids. Gene Ontology annotation, molecular function: structural constituent of ribosome. Gene Ontology annotation, biological process: translation. The transcript is spliced from 3 exons. The record is from RefSeq and is a predicted model, not a curated record. Lineage: Eukaryota; Fungi; Ascomycota; Eurotiomycetes; Eurotiales; Aspergillaceae.
AUGUCGCACUUCCGAGCAAAGAAGCUUGAUCUCAGCGGGUUCAUCAAUGCCCGCGUGAUCCGCGAUCACACCAAGCGCAAGGUCUUCGAGCAAUAUGAGCCCGAACGUCAAGCUCUUCGCUACAUUAUCCGCAACACCACGCUUCCCCAGCGUGUCCGUGCUCAGGCCCAGCUGCAGCUCUCUCAGAUGCAUGCCUACACCCGGCCCACCCAGAUCAAGAACAGAUGUGUAGCAGGUGGUAUUGCCCGGAGUGUGAUACGCGAUUUCAGAAUUGCAAGAUACCAAUUCCGCACGCAAGCCCUGGCUGGUGAACUACCCGGUGUGAAGAAGGCGAGCUGGUAG